GAUCCUUCCCCGUAUCAGAUGUACCUACUGUAAAGCUCUCCCGUACCAGGUACCUGACUGCCCGUGGCCAGAGCCUUCUCCAUCCUUCGAAGCCGAUAUCCCGACCUCUCAGGUCGUCAUAGCUCUUUUUCUCUCUAUUUCUCUGGUCCUCCGACAGCAUGCACCUACGUAACUUAGGCACCCGAUCAACCACCCUCUCUGGUCCGUUUCUCCCUUCUUCAUCUUCAUCAUCUUCAUCUUCCUCCUCCUCCUCUACUGCUCGCUUCCAACAGCGGACGCACCUUGUGAUAUCUUCCCGCCUCUCUGCUGCUUGCCGCACAUCCCCCCUUAAGGCAGUCUCCCCCUCCCCUCUGAGAGGGAUUUCUCAGUCGCCCCCCUCUCCCUCCCGCCCCCCACGUAAUACUUUUCCUCGCGAAUUUUUUUCUCUCCGUGUCGCCGUCCGUCCCCUCAGCAUCCGUACCGGUCCCGCGACAGGCAAAAGCAUGGUCGUCGACACCUCCUACUACGACGCCCUUGGCGUCAAGCCUACGGCGACCGAGCUUGAAAUCAAGAAGGCGUACCGCAAACUCGCCAUCGUCCACCAUCCAGACAAGAACCCGAAUGACCCCACCGCCCACGAAAAAUUUCAGGCCAUCGGCGAGGCCUACCAAGUGCUCUCCGACACCGACCUAAGAAAAGCAUACGACAAAUAUGGCAAGGACAGUGCCAAGCCCUCCGAGGGCUUCGUCGACCCUGCCGAGUUCUUCAGUAACAUAUUUGGCGGCGACGCCUUUGUUGACUGGAUCGGCGAGAUUAGCCUGAUGAAGGACCUCACCACAACCAUGGAUAUUACCAUGACAGGCGAGGAAAACGACGAGGCCGAAUUUCCAGGCACCGAAGAAGCCAUCCGUGAGAGUGUUAAGGCCGCCGACACCACGAAUGCCACGAAUGCCACGAAUGCCGCCAGUGCCCCGCCGCCAGCCGUCGUGGUUGAGGACGGGCCCGAGAAACCAUCCGCCGAACGCGUGGCCGCCCCGGCGCAGGAUACCGGCCGGUCGGAGAAGCCGCCCCUCCCCCCCCGCAGCAGUGCGUCCCCGGCUCCUAGCUCGUCGGGCACCUCGACCCCUUCGAGAUAUGCCAUACCCAUCCGCCCCGCGCUAAUGGAUCGUCCGUCGGAUGAGGCGAACCUCACGGCACAGACGGAGGAGGAGAAGGACCUACGCAAGACGGAUAAGAAAAAGGGCGGACUGUCAAAGGAGCAGCGCGAGCAGUUGGCAGCCUACGAGAAGGAACGCGCCAGGAUCCGACAAGAGCGGGUUGACACGCUCGCGCGUAAGCUUAUCGAUCGUCUCUCCGUGUGGACCGAGACCGACAAAGGGCUCGAUGUCACCAGAGCGUUCCAGGAGAAGACGCGACUGGAAGUCGAAAACCUGAAGAUAGAAAGCUUCGGGCUCGACAUCUUACACGCCAUCGGCGCGGUCUACAUGUCGAAAGCCACCGCCCUUCUGAAGUCUCAGAAGUACCUCGGCAUUGGCGGGUUCUUUAGCCGCAUGAAGGACAAGGGAACCCUCGUCAAGGAGACCUGGAACACGAUCUCGUCCGCCAUCGAUGCUCAGCAAACCAUGGAGGAGAUGGCGCGCAUGGAGCAGGCUGGCGGCGAGGAAUGGACGGACGAGAAGAAGAUGGAGUACGAACGUAGGGUGACGGGGAAGAUCCUUACCGCUGCAUGGCGGGGCAGCAAGUUCGAGAUCCAGAGUGUAUUGCGUGAAGUCUGCGACAGCGUGCUCCUCGACAAGAAGGUGCCCUUGAGCAAGCGCCUGGAACGCGCCCAGGCUCUCGUCCUCAUCGCCGACAUCCUCCAACAGGCUCGAAGAUCGCCCGAGGAAGAAGGCGACUACAUGGCUUUCGAGCAGCUGGUUGCCGAGGCAGCCAUCAAGAAGGAGAAGGACUCGAAAAAGAAAGGGAAGGACAAGGACAAGGACGCGAGCAGGCGAGGGGCCGGGACGGCCGAAGCGACCGGCUCAUACACGGAUGCGCAGAAGGAAAAGUGGUAGCGGAAUUAUUCUACCUAUUGAUUUGUACGUUUCACGGAGAAUUCGGUGGACACGUUUGGGAGGAACUUCCCGACCCCUCGUUAGGGAUCGAGACGGAAGCUGAGAGCGCAUGGUAGGGCUUGUUAAUACGGUAGGUUCGCGCCUAUUGGCGCCUCGGUGGUCGGCACGGCGCAAUGUGAUAGAUAUGUCGAGGUGUGGGCGGCUCGUAGAAAGAUCAAAGCGAAGUUUGAUAGCCGGGGUCGGACUCAGGCUGGUGACCGACGGGCACAUUUAUAGGCUGUCUUCAAAGGGGGGCGGCAGGGAAGGGAGGCGCACGCGGCUUACCCGACGACGAGCUCUCCGGCGACCUAAUACAGGGGAGGAACAACGACUUCACUCGGUAGCGUUCUGGCCCUCGCCGGGCACGUAUCCGGAAGAAACUGGGCGGCAUGUUGAUUUUCCCCGGAAUAAAGACGGCACAUCUCAGACGCCCACCUACCAUCAUCACCAGUCUACAUACCUACAUAGAAAGAUAAAUAAAUACAGACACACACGUCACUUGAGCCAGGUACGCGGGCUCCAGUGCCUUGACAGCCCCCCUCCCCCCUGUCCUUCUUUCUUACCCGUCAUACAAAUACACGGCGGACGAGGGUAGAUCGAAGGAGAAACAAGCGGACGCACUCUCCCCCCCCUUCCCCUUUUCCCUUUCCUUCCCUGGGAGUCAGCGAAAUAAAAACCACCCUGGGAGGCUCUCGGAC
Messenger RNA from Durotheca rogersii, 2770 nucleotides. RefSeq names its product DnaJ-domain-containing protein. Lineage: Eukaryota; Fungi; Ascomycota; Sordariomycetes; Xylariales; Xylariaceae. The transcript has 3 exons. The coding region runs from base 159 to 2033 and encodes 624 amino acids. Gene Ontology annotation, biological process: protein import into peroxisome matrix. Gene Ontology annotation, cellular component: cytosol. The record is from RefSeq and is a predicted model, not a curated record.